AUGAGAAAAAACAGACUAAGAACGUGUUUGCUAGUGGGAGGUCUUGCCCUGUUGGUCCUCCAUCUCUGUAAAGAUUUUAUUGACCACAAAACCAUCAGCCUCCAAGUAGCUGUGAGAGAGGAUUACAGUCAAACGAAGCUGCUACCUUCCAAAAACAACUCUUAUGUAUAUUCCUGGCCAAGAUGUCAACAAAAUGUCUCCGCUGCUAGCAUUUCAGGCUUCAGCUCUCUUCCUGGCAGUAUAAAAGACUUCCUCUCCUAUCGCCACUGUCGCCAUUUCCCCAUGCUACUGGACAUUCCUGACAAAUGUGGAGGAGUUGAUGGAUCUGCAGAAGUCUUCCUUUUCCUAGUCAUUAAAAGCUCCCCUGUGAACUAUGAACGCAGAGAGGUACUGCGCAAAACCUGGGCUAAAGAGAGGUUACACAAUGGUGUGUGGAUCAGAAGGAUCUUCAUCUCAGGAACGAUGGAUGCAGGUUUUGAGAAGGAGAGACUGAACAAACUCCUCGAGGUGGAGCACCGUGAGUACAAUGACAUCCUUCAAUGGGACUUCAGUGACUCAUUCUACAACCUCACUUUGAAGCAGAUUCUCUUCCUGGAGUGGAUGGACAGAAACUGUCCAAACGCUCGCUUUCUGCUAAAUGGUGAUGAUGACGUCUUUGCCAACACAGACAACAUGGUUGAGUAUCUUCAAAGCCUGAAGGACAAUAAUGGAAGUAAGCACCUCUUUACUGGCCAUCUGAUCCAGAAUGUGGGCCCCAUUAGAUCAUCAGGGAGCAAGUAUUUUAUCCCAGUUCAGGUGCAGGAGUCAAACUCAUACCCCCCCUACUGUGGUGGUGGGGGCUUCCUCUUAUCUGGCUACACAGCUUUGGUCAUAUACAAAAUGUCUCAGUCCAUUAACAUUCUUCCCAUUGAUGAUGUUUACAUGGGGAUGUGUCUGGCUAAAGCAGGGCUUGGUCCUGAUUCCCAUAUGGGUGUGAAGACAGCAGGACUGCACAUUCCCUCCAGCACACUAGAUGGAUAUGACCCUUGCUUUUAUAAAGAGGUUUUACUGGUACACAGAUUUCUUCCUGCUCACAUGUAUCUUAUGUGGCACAGAAUACAUGACCCCAAACUGAAAUGUAGUAAUUCUGAGAAGAAGCUUUAG
Molecule: messenger RNA, 1143 nt
Organism: Scomber japonicus (chub mackerel)
Lineage: Eukaryota; Metazoa; Chordata; Actinopteri; Scombriformes; Scombridae
Product: N-acetyllactosaminide beta-1,3-N-acetylglucosaminyltransferase 3-like
Exons: 1
Coding region: 1-1143 (380 amino acids)
Cellular component (GO): membrane
Molecular function (GO): hexosyltransferase activity
Source: RefSeq, a predicted model, not a curated record